UGUGCACAAUUCCAAAAAAUAUGUGGAUGAAGAUUCAUCCACAGAGUAAAUCUGUAUUACGGAAAAUGUUUUUAAAUCAAGUUUGGAAAAGUUGUCGGAAGCUUGGUGAUGGGGUCGUUGAAGUCGAGCGACUGUGGUGUAGUUCGUUUAUUGCAUACGGUUAGCAUUGUAUUUCUGGAGAUUGUAUUUAGGCUUCAAACUUCACAAAAGUUGUUUAUUUGUGAAAAUUAUCUUGAUGGACAAAACGUGUUAGUAUUGUUCACUUUUGUUGAUCACAGAGCUUUUUUUUUGUUUUGCGAUAAUCCAAAAGCCUAUGGGAAAAUCCUAUUAGGUUUUUGUCGCGGGAACCAGUGUGAUGCUAACUUCCGGAUUCCGGUACAAACAACAUCAUCCCUGCGCCCUGUGAACUCAACUGAUAACAACCUGCUCGCGAAAUAAAUAAAUAAAUAAUGCAUCCAAUCACAAUCCUGUGUGUUUCACCAUCAGAGCAAAACUAGCCAAUCUAAAGCCUCCAUGCUUCAUACGUGAUAUCAGAGUUACCCAAUCACAAUCUUGAAUACGAGAGCGGUUAUUUACAUUUCUACCCAUAUUCCGAUGAAUCCCGCCUCCAGCGCUGUGAUUGGUUAACACCGACCCAUUUCUGCGCUCCGAUUGGCUGUUCGGGUUACAUCCUAAUCCUAAAGUGGAAUAAAAAAUAAAAACAUGUCUGAAUUUGAAGCAGCGAGAUACUCUGUCCAGUCUGUCAAACUCCGGCAAGUGACAUUUUCUCUCAGUUUAAUAUCCCAGUGACACAACAAGAGCUUAAAGUUUAAAGGUUUGGUGAAAUUAUGAGCUCUGUUUGAAGAAUUAAUGUUAGUUAGACAUAAUGGCAAAAAAAAUUAAAAAAUAAAAUAAAAAUGAAGGCACCGAGUUAGCAACACAGUUAAAAUGAGUUAGUAAGGAGUAAGAGGUUAGUAAGGAAGCAAACUAGUGACCUUAGUAUUAGUCUAAUCUAACUUUCAUUCAUUCUUAACCCAGAUCAAACCUUAUAAUGAUAGAAAGCUGAUAAACAUGUAGUCCAUUCAGGUUUAUUCAUUCAUCCAGAGGACGUUAUGCCAAUACAGAAAAAAACAUCCUAGCAAACUUAUAAUAUUACUUUAUAACCUCUAUUAUUUACCCAACAUCUUAUUGCUAUCAAAAGCUUCCUAUUGAAGCUACACAUUUUAUUUAUUAGAUACAUAUAAUCACUUUUGUACGUAUACCAUCCUGAAUCUUUAUACUGUUUUGCUGUACACAGUUUGUUAGCCACCUUCUUCUUGUCCAUCAGUAGAAAGGAACCACCGGUGAUCAGAGAUGACGGACCACUCACAGCACAGCGGUCACACUCUGUACACUCACUUACCACUUUAUUAUUUAUGAUACCUACCUUGUUUGUACACCUGCGUGUACAGUUAGAGAGAGUAGUUUGUGUUGCUGUGGGGUAUGUAUGGUGUGUAUGGGGUAGCACUGCCUCCAGGGUCACUGGUUUGAUUCUGAGCUCAGGUUACUGUCUGUGUGGAGUGACGCAGGUUCUUUCCAUGUCUGCAGGUUCUCCGGUUUUCCUUCCACCUACUAAUAACCUGCAGGAUAAUAUGUAAUAAUAAUAAUAAUUUACACAGAUCAUCCUGUUCAAAAGUUUACACCCCCCUGGCUCUUAAUGUAUCGUGUUGCCUUCUUGAGAAUCAGUGAAUGCUUGCACCUGAUAUAAUAAGGAAAAUAUGAGUAAAAAUGUGUGUGUAUGACUAUGUUUGAGCAUACCAAACUCUACUGGACUCUAUUGUACUUGCAUGCACAAACUAUUAGAUCAAAUCAAGAUGUGUCCAUGUAGGCUAGCGCUUUGCUGUUUUGUGUAUGUUUUUGUGCGUGACAUCUCAAGGUCAGAAGCAGCAGCAGGACCUCCUCAUUGUGCUCGACACCAAUGUUCUCCUCAGCCACCUGGACUUUGUGAAGAGGAUUAGAUCCCAUGGACUUGGAGCUCUGGGGUUCCCGGCGCUGCUGGUUCCCUGGGUGGUUCUACAAGAGCUGGACUCGUUAAAAAGCAGGAAACUGUCAAGGCCAGCUGUGGACUACAUCUACACCUCCCUGAAGAACCAGGAGCCAGUCCAUGCAGCAAGUGUCUCACGCUGCCUGCUGAACGUGGAGGAUAAUGACGAUCUGGUGCUGCAGUGCUGUCUCCAGUACAAGACGUUGUAUCCAGGGGGCACUAUCAUGCUGUGCACGUAAGCCGUACGUUCAAGACUCAGAAUUGUUCAGGCAUCUUUAGGAGGACAUCUUUGGGGGUCACAUCUGGAAUUGUUUGCUAAUCACGCGUUGAACAAAAGACCUUGUUUUUAUCUUCUGAUUUGCUCACAGUGGCCUGCUGGACACCUUUGGAUAUUUGAAUAGUGCUUUUAACAAUAAACAAUGUCACAAUACACAAUAAUCUGUUACGAGCAUUUACAUUUUUAAUGAGCGAGAGAGAGGGAGAGUUAUUAACUGUUUAAUGUUUAAUUAUUAAUGGAAUACGUAGAAAUAAAUAAAUAAAUAAAUAAAAUGGUUUUGAUUGAGGUAUUAACACAACAUAUCUGGUGUAACUUUAGUAAUAAUAAGGGACGUCACAAAUGUUUUAUUUAGCUCUGUUUAUGUUUAAAUAGCAGCCCUGAUAUCGGAUAGUGCUGUAAUAAUUCAUUAUAUUCUAAAAAGUCAAACAGUCCUGAAGCAUAUUAUGAAGAAGAGUCCUGGGAUAGUCUGAUCUAAGUAUGAGUGCAGCAGCAGUUCUUAGGUACAAAUGUACAAAGGUGAGAUUAUCCACUGAGAUUACCCUGAGGUUUAAC
This is a messenger RNA of Ictalurus punctatus (channel catfish), 2831 nucleotides long. Its product is annotated as transcriptional protein SWT1-like. NCBI's taxonomy places the organism in Eukaryota, Metazoa, Chordata, Actinopteri, Siluriformes, Ictaluridae. The record is from RefSeq and is a predicted model, not a curated record. Gene Ontology annotation, cellular component: nucleus.